Tribolium madens (black flour beetle) is the source of this 1795-nucleotide messenger RNA. It is a transcript of the gene cta, whose product is annotated as guanine nucleotide-binding protein subunit alpha homolog. The transcript is spliced from 2 exons. The coding region runs from base 79 to 1179 and encodes 366 amino acids. The record is from RefSeq and is a predicted model, not a curated record. NCBI's taxonomy places the organism in Eukaryota, Metazoa, Arthropoda, Insecta, Coleoptera, Tenebrionidae. Gene Ontology annotation, biological process: adenylate cyclase-modulating G protein-coupled receptor signaling pathway; Rho protein signal transduction. Gene Ontology annotation, molecular function: GTPase activity; G-protein beta/gamma-subunit complex binding; guanyl nucleotide binding. Gene Ontology annotation, cellular component: brush border membrane; heterotrimeric G-protein complex.
AGUGCGCAGGCGUACCAACCAUUCAGUCAUUUCCACCGCACAGCUAUGUAGUGGACUAGUUGUGGUGUUUUAUUAAAAAUGUCCACUUUAAUGUGGUCCUGUCCGUGUUGUUUACGGUUCAAAUUCAGCCCCGAAGAGAUCGAGCAGCGGUACAAGUCAUUGGAGAUCGACAAGAUGCUCGAGAAGGACAAGCAGGCCCUCAAACGGCAAGUCAAGCUGCUGUUAUUGGGCGCUGGGGAGAGUGGCAAGUCGACUUUUCUCAAGCAGAUGAAAAUCAUCCACGGAGUCAAAUUCGAGAGCGAAAUGCUGAUGGAAUACCAGCAGAUCAUCUACCAGAACGUCAUCAAGGGGAUGCGCGUGCUGGUGGACGCCAGAGACAAGCUGGGCAUUCCGUGGGGGGACACCUCGAACGCCGCCCUCGGCAAGGAGCUUCUGCAGUUCAACGGCUCGGUGCUGGACUCCAGGACGUUCAUCCAGUAUUGCCCUUUGCUGGUGAAGCUGUGGCGGGACAGCGGCAUUUUAAGGGCUUUCGAUCGGAGAAGGGAGUUUCAGUUGAGUGACUCUGUGGAAUAUUUCCUGAACAAUUUGGACCGGGUCUCCCGCCACGACUACAUCCCCAAUCACAAGGACAUCCUCCACUGCCGCAAGGCCACCAAGGGAAUCACCGAAUUUGCGAUUCCGAUAAACAAUAUUCCGUUUUUGUUCGUCGAUGUCGGCGGUCAAAGAUCGCAGAGACAAAAGUGGUUUCAGUGUUUCGAUUCGGUGACUUCGAUACUCUUCCUCGUAUCGUCGUCCGAAUUCGACCAAGUGCUGCUCGAGGACAGGAAAACGAACCGAUUGGAGGAGUCGAGGGAUAUUUUCGACACGAUAGUCAACAAUCGGAUAUUCGUAAACGUCUCCGUUAUCCUCUUUUUGAACAAGUACGAUUUGUUGCUGAAAAAAGUGGCCAAUCCCGAGACGAACAUCCACUGGUAUUUCCCCCAAUUCGCGGGGAACCCCCAUUCGAUCAACGACGUGAAGGAGUUCAUCCUGGCGAUGUUCACGGGGGUGAAGAGGGAGUCGCGGAAGGUUCUUUAUCACCAUUUUACAACAGCUGUUGAUACGGAGAAUAUCAAAGUCGUUUUUGAAUACGUAAAAGAGAUUAUUUUGCAUCGAAAUCUGGAAAGUCUUCUGCUUUAACACUGACUGAAGUGUGCUAUGGCUGUGUAUCACACAAUCGAUUAUCGCAAGACUGACUAAGUUUAAUUAGUCUGAUAAGACUUUGGGAAUUUUAUGGAAUUACAUAAAUGUGAUAGUUUUUUAGAUUUUUUCGGAGAGGUACAACCAAAGAGUCAAAAUGCAAUAACCAAAUACUCACAUUUCUGUAAUUUUCGCCGAAUAUUUAUCUCCAAUCGUAGUUAGUAAUACUGCCAAACGUGCCUCAUUUUUACGUAUUUAUCGAAGGUUUUUAGUCCGUCGGGUUCUUAUGUAAAAUAUUGUAAUAUAUUUUUUAUAUUUUAGAAUGUUAGAGAUUUUAGUAAUGUGAUCCGAUUUUAGAACGGCCUAAAUUAUAUUUUGUAUAUAGUUGUGACACAUUUUAUGAAAUUUUACCGAGUUUUCGGCAGCUGAGUGUCUGGUGAACUAGUUACAGGGAGUUUUAUAGUGCCUUAAAACACAACUUCUAAAAAUAUACUCAAUACAAUAUAAACAACGUAAUUCUCGAAACAGUUCUCUGAUUUUCAUUGUAUAAUAAAAAUGUAUAUAAGUAUCCUUUAUUUCUUUAUAAAUAUUUUUCUAAUUGUUAAUAAAAAGUAUU